AUGGUAAAAAUAGAAAAUUUAACUAACCAACCCGAAAGUAAUCAAAAUAACCCUCCGACUAAAAAAGAAGAGUCAGGACUAAUCAAAACCAUUGGUCAACUCUUACCCUUGGCUCCUUUUGUUUAUGAACAAUUUACCGGCCAAAAGGUUCCGCCAAUGACUGGCACCAUGGCUGACAUUA
This is a messenger RNA of Ambispora leptoticha, 181 nucleotides long. The record is from the annotation of a GenBank genome assembly. Lineage: Eukaryota; Fungi; Glomeromycota; Glomeromycetes; Archaeosporales; Ambisporaceae.